Molecule: messenger RNA, 999 nt
Organism: Limulus polyphemus (Atlantic horseshoe crab)
Lineage: Eukaryota; Metazoa; Arthropoda; Merostomata; Xiphosura; Limulidae
Product: glycine receptor subunit alpha-3-like
Exons: 5
Coding region: 1-969 (322 amino acids)
Biological process (GO): chemical synaptic transmission; signal transduction; chloride transmembrane transport
Cellular component (GO): synapse; membrane; neuron projection
Molecular function (GO): transmembrane signaling receptor activity; chloride channel activity; neurotransmitter receptor activity
Source: RefSeq, a predicted model, not a curated record
AUGACACGAGAAAUUUUACAGGUCUACCAAGCAGACAUAUUUUAUCAUCAGUUUUGGAAGGAUCAUCGACUGAACUCCACCGCUACCAACAACUACCCUGACAACAAAGUUAUUCUUGACAACAGAUGGCGAAGCGACCUCUGGACGCCAGACACAUAUUUCAAGAACUCCAUAGAAGGAAACGUUCACACUAUUAUUAAUCCUUAUUCUUACAUGGUACUUUAUAACAAUAGCGAAAUUUUCUUUGCUGCGAGAAUGUCUCUCAGUUUGAGCUGCGAGAUGAACUUGGGAUCUUACCCUCACGAUGUGCAAGAAUGUGGUAUCGAAGUCAUGAGCCUCCAGUAUACAACUGACAGUGUGAUUCUGUUGUGGAAAGAGUUUCAAAUAACUAACAACUUGCUGCAUCCGCAGUUCGACUUCAAGGGCCAUAAAUUCACCAACUGUACCAAGAAAUACAGCAUAGGAACUUUCUCUUGUUUGGCUGGACACUUCAGACUUUCUAGACGUUUUGGAUACUUUCUAAUCAACAAGUUCAUUCCCAGCAUUCUUAUCGUAAGCACGUCUUUCCUAACCUUCUGGAUUCCAGCUGAUGCGUAUCCCGCAAGAGUGACUCUGAGUGUGACGUCACUUCUGGCUCUCGUGACACAGCAAUAUCAAAGCAAGAUGCCUUCUGUCUCCUACGUGAUUGCUUUGAAUAUCUGGAUGAUGUCUUGCAUUGGCUUCGUAUUUACUACUCUACUAGAAUAUGCUCUAGUCAUUGCUUUUAUGGAACACAAGGUUUCACCUUUAAGACUUAAUGUGGACAAAGUAAAGGAUGCAAAUCACUACUCUAACACGAAAUGGUUAGUGAGAGGUGUAAUUAACGGAAGUAUCACAGAACCACCUAAUGACAUUUUAACGAGAAAAUUCAAAGAAGCCAUCAUAAGAUUGACCGUCUUUCUAGAGUUUUAUUUCCUCUCGGCUUCUUGAUAUUUUGUGUCAGUUACUGUUUGAUAUAUA